AUGGCUGAAUCAUCAAGCGCGAUUUUACAAAAUACAGGCAACUGUAAUUCAACGAUUCGACAAGUUCUUGUCGAUGUUGAACAUCUCAUGGAUAUGCUUCAAACUGAACUUCAUCAAACCAAAUCUGCGAAAAUCUCCGAAUCGUUAUCUUCAUCGAUCACCAUGACGAAUGUAACAAUAACAGAUGAAAAUGAUCAUCAUCAACUUAUUGAACAUCUCCGUCACCGCAUUCUCCAACUAGAACAUGAACGAAAUGUUCUUCUAACUUCCUACGAACUACUGAUCAAACUUCUGAAAUGA
This is a messenger RNA of Adineta ricciae, 300 nucleotides long. The record is from the annotation of a GenBank genome assembly. NCBI's taxonomy places the organism in Eukaryota, Metazoa, Rotifera, Eurotatoria, Adinetida, Adinetidae.